Bursaphelenchus xylophilus (pine wood nematode) is the source of this 1875-nucleotide messenger RNA. The record is from the annotation of a GenBank genome assembly. Lineage: Eukaryota; Metazoa; Nematoda; Chromadorea; Rhabditida; Aphelenchoididae.
AUGUCGCAGAAUUCCACGGAUUUGGCGUUGGCCGGAAGCUGUUCCAAUCUUACCAUCCAGUUGGGCCAAUGCAAUGGUCUGCCGAUCUGCGGGUUUUGUUAUAAUUUUGGGCAGUACCAAAAACCCGCACCCGAAUAUGAGCUCUACAAUAUGGUGAGUAAACGUCAAAGCUUACGACUUUUCAAGACAGUGCAGUAAAUUUUUUUGUCGCAAACAAAAAUAAGUUCGCACGGUGCGGAAAAAAGCAAAACGCAGUCCACGCUGCACGUCAAAAAAAAUUGAAGAAACCAUCUCAAGUAAUGAAGCUCCUUGACAUUCUGUUUCAAUCAGUUCUUUUUUCAAUUUCUUUUGAAAAAUGAUUGGUCGAUUUCUAGUGGAAACUUGGUCAAAUUGCCGAAAUUUUUAUAUGAAUCAAAAGCUCUAGUCUUAAUCUAGGCCGUACCAUUUAUCUUCUCUAUUCAUUGAGCUUCAAAAUUUACUAGUAGAAACAAAAAUGGGUCCAAAAAAAGCUUAUCUUGUGGUCAAUUUAUUCAGCAGGUUCCUUCAGAGCCCUAACUAUUAUAAAGUUUUUUGGAAAAUGCAAUUUUUUAACAAAUAUUUUGCCUUUCGUCUUAUACUGAACUAACAUUUUCAGAUCCUCAUCUGCCUAAUCCUUCCGAUGCUGGGUUUCUUCGGGCUGAUAGGCAACUCCCUCUCGGCCUUUGUGUAUUCGAGAAAGUCGAUGAGAAGUUCGUUAAAUUGCUACCUCUUCUCAUUGGCGUUUUCGGACAUAACGAUAAUUUCCACUUCGUUCUUCCUGUUCUUCUUGGAGAGCAUGCGGAAAAGGUCGGCGUUUGUCUCCAAAUACUUUGCCCUGACAGCACCACUGAUGUUUCCUCUCGGCCUGACCGCACAGAGUUUGAGUGUGUUCUUAACGGUCAGUGCAGCAUUUGACUGUUUCAUAUUGGUGAUUGCGAGUGAUCGGAUUAAGGAGAAGAUUUGUACGCCCGCAACUGCUAAAUGGGUAAGGGUUUUCGAGCCGGAGAAGAUUUGAUUGCUGAUUCAAAUGCGCGUAUGACGACUAAGCUUUAUAAAAUUAUUUCAGGUGGUGAUGACUAACAUUUUAUUGGCCGUUCUUUUCAAUAUUUCCCAUGUUUUUGAGAUCUCGGUGAUCCACUGCUGGAAUACCCAUUACACUCAGCCGAGUUACGAUGUAUGUCCAACUGAAUUGCGGCAAAACGAGGUCAGUUUUUUUAUUAUCAACAAUUUACUGGGGUCUCAGUAGACAAUGCCUUUAUUUUCCAGAUCUACUUUACAUUUUAUUACGCUUACUUGUAUACCAUAGUGAUGGCUGUUGGUCCGGUACUACUUUUAAUCAUUUUGAAUACUGCCAUAGUCAUCAUAAUGAGGCAUACCCGUGAAAGCGGUCAAACCAGUGAUUCUGGAUCGGACAUUGCGACGUUUGUGUUGAUCGUCUGUUUAUUCAUUGCGUGUAAUAUCAUGGUAAGGCCUAAUAACCAAGACGCUUUAUUCUCUGCUCUUUAGCCAUUGACUGUCAACUUUUUGGAGCUGAUGUUAUCGAUUGAGAACUCGUAUCUCAUUGACGCCUCCAACCUGAUGGUGGUCCUCAACUCCUCUUGCAACUUUAUCAUUUACUACGUGUUUGGUGACCAGUUCCGCCGAACGUUGAAGGCCGAACUCCCGGUGGCCCUUUUGAUUCAACGAACCUUGCCGUUGAAGUACAGUUCAGUGGACGAAGAAUUCCUUCCGGAAUCCAUACUGUGCCAAACGGGAGUCCCAAGUCCGUUGAUCACAGCGCUCUCCAAGAAACCCUCGCAAAGUCUGCUCGAAAUCAAUGGGAAUACCAAACAGAAUGGGAAACGAUGUCAUGUGUAA